Molecule: messenger RNA, 2973 nt
Organism: Chanos chanos (milkfish)
Lineage: Eukaryota; Metazoa; Chordata; Actinopteri; Gonorynchiformes; Chanidae
Gene: ccdc40
Product: coiled-coil domain 40 molecular ruler complex subunit
Exons: 18
Coding region: 1-2973 (990 amino acids)
Biological process (GO): axoneme assembly; epithelial cilium movement involved in determination of left/right asymmetry; heart looping
Cellular component (GO): cilium; cytoplasm
Source: RefSeq, a predicted model, not a curated record
AUGGACACUGGCGGAAGUGAGGGACAUAGCGAAGAGGAGAAGAGGUGUUCUCCAACUCAAGACAUGAGCGAUAACAGGCAGACGGGUGGUGCUAAUGAGACAGCGGAAGAUUCGGGAGUCACUGUGCCACCCCCUGAGGAGGGUAGUUUACAGGACCAGUUAGACCAUGAGCAGCUACAAGCGAGAGAGUAUAGCAUCAUUUCUCAGUCCCAGUCAGGGGCUAGUGGUACAGAAGCACCUCCAGUUGCAUCUGACCAGACAGAGAUGCUGGUACCUCCCCAAGCCUCUGUGCUCCUCUCUGCUGCGACUGCUAUUAACUAUGGAGACGAGGCUGCUGGCAGAGUCGACGGGGAGAAUGAGGAUGAAGAAGAGGAAGAACUCGUUGUUCUGAGCCCCGAGCAUCCACUGAUGAAGCGCUUCCAGACUGCCCUGAAGAACCAUCUCACCAAACAGCUGGAAAGGCUCAACUUGGAUCUCCGUGAGGAACUGGCCACAGAGAGGGCAGAGGCCACCAGACGAGAGGAGAUGGGUGUGGAGUUGUAUUCGGUGCAGCAGGAGCUGGUGAGGCUCCAGGCGGCUCUGGAGAGCCGUCACGAGGCCAAUAUUGAAGCAUCCAAACAGCAUCAGCAGGCUCAGAAGCAGCUGGAUAGCAUAAGACACCAGUACCGAAAUUCCGCCAAACAAGCUCACAAAAUGCGUUCUGAAGUAUCUCAGAAGCAGGCCGAGGUGGAGAAGCUGACCAGGCAUCUCUUCUACAUGCAAGACAUGAAGGCCGAACUGCACUCUGACAUCAUGGCCAUGAAGACGGCCUCACGCAAGGCCCAGGCUGAGAAAACCCACAUUGACGAGCAAAAGCACAAGCAGGACCUCUAUGUAAACAGGUUGACAAAACACAUAGAGAGGCAGACGGAGCAGAUAGCUGAAUACGACAUCCAGACCCUGGCUCAGAAAGAGGAGACUAAAGCAACAAAAGAAACCUUGGCUGAGGCUCAGAUGGAGAUUGACUCAUUGGCUGUGGAAUAUAAACAGCUGCUACAGCAGUGGGACAGCAGUUUGAUUGGAAUGAGGAAGAGGGAUGAAGCCCACACUGCCAUGCAGGAAGCUUUGAGGCUGGCCAAUCAGCAGGUGCGUUCUCUGGAUACGGAGAUCGAGGGCUAUAAGAAGUCCAUCACUCAGGAAGAGGAGCAGAAUGAGCUAUUGACGGUGUUGCUGAAUAGAGUUCAGCUGGAUAGUGCCACUUCACAAAAGCUCAUCUCCCAGAUCCAAAACCAGCAGGAGGCACUGCAGGCCAAGUACAGCACAUACACACGCAUGCUGCAGGAGACAGAGAACACACUGAACCGUCUCAAUGUGGAAAGUGGUGUGCGUCAGUCAGAACUGACGGCUCUAAGGAAGCAAGUCGAGAAAGAAUCAGCCACGCGUCUGGAACUAGAAGAGAAGAUCAUGUCCAAGAUACAGGAGCAGCUCACACACGACAACGCCACCAAGUACUCGCACAGACUGACGGAGCGGCUGGCCGCCCACAAGAGAGAAAGGGAGGCCCAGCUGUCACGGCUGGAGAACGACAUAGCGACGGUGAGCCUGGAGACCAGUGAGGUGACUCUGAGACUGGAAGCUGUGGCCCGCCUGCAGGCCGAGCUGGAGCAGGAAAUGAGUCGCCGCCACGGCGAGCUGUCCGCCGCCGAGGCUGUUAUCGCCAAGCUCAUUAUCGUCAGCGAACGCAAACAGUCCACCAUCAAUAUCUACAAUAAGAAGAUCCAGCAGAUCGUUGAAAGCACCGGGCAUAAGGAUCUUAGUCCUCUGGAGAUCCAGGCCCGGACUCUGAUUGAACAGCUGGAAAAGCUGGGCUCGGAGAUGAAAGACCAGCAGCAGCUCUGGCUACGGCAGCAGGGAGAACUAAUCAGACUCGCUCAGGAGAAACAGACCCUGCGCGCCGCCCUGCAAACCCAACAGACCCAACUCACCAUGUUACAGCAGAGAAAAGUGCGCACAGAGAAUGAGAUAGAGCAGGAGAAGAGAGGCCAGACUGAGCUGGAAAGCCACAAUAAGGAACUGAUGGCCGAUAUGCAGAGGCUCAACACGUUACUGAAUAAGAAAAGCAAACUGCACCACAACCUGGAGCAGGACAACAUCCUCACUGAGAACGACUUCCUGCACAGGCUCAGGGAGGCAGAGAGGGACUCCAUUGAGAUGCAGAUGAAGUUAGAGAUGAUUGAGGAAGAGACCAGUAGGUUACUCAGCAGUAUUACAGAGGCAGAACGACAGAUUAUGCUAUGGGAAAAGAAGAUUCAGUUGGUCAUAGAGACUCAUGCGGCAGUUAACUCAGAGAUGGGUCAAGGAGACAUCCGCACCAUGAAGGCAGAGAUUCACCGCAUGGAGGUGCGGUAUGCUCACUUGAAGAAGCAGCAGGAACAUUUUAUGAGAGAGAUGGAGGCAGUGGUGGCUCGCAGGGAGACGAUCGUGACGCGCAGUGAAGCCCAGGCUCGUGACGACCGCAGACAGCCCACACACGCAGACUUCAACAGCAUCCUCCACAACCUGCGUCGCAAGAUCGCUGAGACGCAAAAGCAAGCAGAGGAGUGUGAUGGUGUGAUUAAGGAGCUGCAGGAGACUCAGCGCUCUCUGGAUGAUGAACUGAAAGAGAAGCAGCGGCUGCUGAGUGAACUACAUAGUGCCACUGCAGUCUUGACCUCUGACCUCCGUAGCCUACAGUACAGCAAAGACAAAAACUUGUUACAGAUGGUGGCUAUGCAGGGUAGGACCAAGCAGCUUCAGAUGUUGCGGGAUGGGCGCUACAGCGCCGUGGCAACAAGCGAAGCCACGCUCGAGUCGGCCAUGGAGCAAAAGAGAGAACGCCUGCACGCUAUCAGCUCCAUUCUGAUGCACGUAAUCCAGGAUUUCCCCCAGCACCAGGCCGUUCUGAGGAAACCCAACCUUACCCUGGCCGCCAGGCUCCUCACUGCGCCCCCGUAG